Molecule: messenger RNA, 1196 nt
Organism: Heteronotia binoei (common prickly gecko)
Lineage: Eukaryota; Metazoa; Chordata; Lepidosauria; Squamata; Gekkonidae
Gene: UBE2J2
Product: ubiquitin conjugating enzyme E2 J2
Exons: 7
Coding region: 218-997 (259 amino acids)
Source: RefSeq, a predicted model, not a curated record
UCCCGGAAGUGCCCGGCCCUGUUCUCGGCCGGAAGCGGAAGCCGGGCGAGGGGAAGCCGGUCCCUGCUCGGGCCUGCUUUGGGGCUGCCAUCUUGGACGGUGGCGGCGGAGGCAGAGGCGCUGUCGGAAGGGAGCCGUCGAGGCGGAGUGGCUGGACUGUGGAGCCCCCUCCCGAGCCUGAAGCUGCACGAGAGGCCGCGCGGCCCGGCGGGGAGAGAUGAGCAGCAACAGUACCAAGCGGGCGCCCACGACAGCCACCCAGAGACUCAAACAGGACUACCUGCGCAUUAAAAAAGACCCAGUGCCUUAUAUCUGCGCCGAACCUCUCCCAUCAAAUAUCCUCGAAUGGCACUACGUGGUACGAGGACCGGAGAUGACGCCGUAUGAAGGUGGCUAUUACCACGGGAAACUGAUUUUCCCCAGAGAAUUUCCUUUCAAACCUCCAAGUAUUUAUAUGAUAACGCCUAAUGGAAGAUUUAAAUGCAAUACACGGCUAUGUCUUUCAAUUACCGAUUUCCACCCCGACACAUGGAACCCAGCCUGGUCGGUCUCCACAAUCUUAACAGGGCUGCUUAGUUUUAUGGUGGAAAAAGGCCCCACUUUGGGGAGUAUAGAAACAUCAGAGUUCACUAAAAGACAGCUUGCUUCCCAGAGCUUAGCGUUUAACCUGAAAGACAAAGUUUUCUGUGAAUUAUUCCCCGAAGUGGUAGAGGAAAUCAAGCAGAAGCAAAAGGCGCAAGAAGAGCUCCACAGCCGUCCCCCGGCCCUCCCUCUGCCCGACGUCGUCCCCGACGGGGAAACGCAUCACGGCCAGAACGGGCUGCCGCUCCUCAACGGGCACGUGCCAUUGGCCGCCGCUAACCACCCGGGCCUUCAGCAGGCCAAUCGGAACCAUGGACUCCUGGGGGGAGCUUUGGCGAACUUGUUUGUUAUAGUUGGCUUUGCGGCCUUUGCCUACACGGUCAAAUACGUCCUGAGAAGCAUAGCGCAGGAGUGAAGGGCGUUCUGCGGCGGUUCCAAGACCAAAUUAGCGGUAGUGGCAGCAAAAAAAAAUCAAAAAAUGCAUUUUGGGGGACACUCUCUGGGUAUCAGACUUCCAACCCCAGGAUAAACAAUGUGAUGUACAGGUAAAAACAAAACGUGGUUUGGCUCAUGGGUUUAGUUUGGGGGAAGGGGGAAGAUAGGAGCGAUUAUUU